Messenger RNA from Ziziphus jujuba (common jujube), 8371 nucleotides. RefSeq names its product nuclear pore complex protein GP210. Gene Ontology annotation, cellular component: nucleoplasm. Lineage: Eukaryota; Viridiplantae; Streptophyta; Magnoliopsida; Rosales; Rhamnaceae. The transcript is spliced from 41 exons. The record is from RefSeq and is a predicted model, not a curated record. The coding region runs from base 1194 to 8111 and encodes 2305 amino acids. Gene Ontology annotation, molecular function: RNA binding. Gene Ontology annotation, biological process: regulation of gene expression.
GGUUCUUCAUCAUUAUGGUUUGUUUUCACCGUCUUCUGGUCGUCUCUCUCCCCCAUAUGAGCUUUUGCUUGUAUUGUUGUUAACCGGUGGUUCGUCAACCACACCUUUGACUUCCUUGGAAUGUUUCUUCUUGUUGGAAUCCAUGUAUCACUGCCAGAAAAUCUUUGGAGAAGCAAAAGCAGCAAAUUGCGUGACUAAAAAGUAUGACUUUGUAUUAUAAAGGACGGCUACACGUGGAAGUCUUCCUAACAACAUGAACGACCGGUGCUUUUGUGCUCAGCAUUUUAAAUAUUUUUAUUGUUUAUUAUUUCUUUUCUUGUUCUUAAUUUUGUCUUUAAUGGUGGAAUUAGUUGAAAAUUAAGGCCUUCAUUUCCGAAAUGGCAAAGGCAACCGGGAAGCGGUGGAACAGAAGAUAACGGAAUUUGAUACAAUCUCCAAGGACUCUUAAAUUUGAAAUUGAAUACGCGUUACGGCGUUGCCGCGUUAUUUUCUAGGAUUCUCCUAAAAAUAAGAAAAAAGGAGGUCCUUCCUAUUUUACCUUAGAAUUUCCGAAGAAGAAAAUCAGUAAAAAGCCAUAGUGUCUGACAACUAAAAAACCCAAUCGGCAAACGGAACCACAUCAUGUUUCUAUGUGAGCUAAUGUUCUGUUUGGUUCGCAAGAAAAUAGGAAAAUAUAUCAGGUUUUUAAAAACCUCCAUGGGUAAAAUAGAAAAGACACUUAAAUGCCGUGUUAACUUUCUGAGUCCGGCCGGUCAGUGGCCCUGGUCAGAACCAGGGGCCCCACUGUGUCCCAGAAGCAUUAAUUUAAAAAAAAAAUAAUAAAAAGAAUCGUUGUUGGAGCUCACGAGUGUGUAGAUCUCUGCCAAAUGUUGGGUCUCCGACGAUCUGUCAGUUCUCAACCUCACGAGCCAAUCGCUUCAUGCCACGUUCCCCAAAGUGCUUUUGAUCCAGUACUUUCCCUCACUUAGUUCCUGUUCUACUCCCAAAAACCCUAAACCCUGAUCACUCUCCAUUUUCAAGCACAACUAGCUCAGUUCUAAUCGCUUUUUCCUAAUCACUUUGAUUCUAAUAACUUUUUCCUAGUUCUAAAGCCUCAAAUUUCUCAAAGCUUCAAUUUCCGACGAUUCUCGCAGCUGUUGGCGAGCUCAUAAAGCUCAUAGCGUCUUCAUGUUUCGAGUAGAGUGAGGUCGAAGAUGUUGAAGUUGUGUGUAUUGCUAAGUUUUCUUCUUUUGAUGAUGAUGGUGGGUCACACAGGGUCGCAUUUGACCUCCGGACCGCACAUUGCAGAUGUGAAUAUACUUUUGCCUCCAAGGAUGACCAACCCUGUGGAGUAUAGGCUUCAAGGAAGUGACGGUUGCUUCAAAUGGUCCUGGGAUCAUCAUGAUAUUCUAUCUGUGAUACCCGAAUAUAAUUCUACUAGUCACUGUUCAACAAGUGCCCGGUUGAGAUCUAUUGCUCCUUAUACCGGCCGAAAGGAGACUGCUGUUUAUGCUGCUGAUGUACAAACUGAAACUGUUAUCCGCUGUAAAGUUUUCAUUGAUAACUUUUCCAGAAUUCAGAUAUUUCAUAGUUCUGUUAAACUCGACUUGGAUGGACUUGCCACUCUCCGCGUCCGUGCCUUUGAUGAUGAAGAAAAUGUUUUUUCGUCGUUGGUGGGCUUACAAUUUAUGUGGCAGCUGAUGCCUGAAAACAAUGGGUUGCCAAAUCACCUUGUUCAUGUUCCGUUGAAGGACUCUCCACUGAGUGACUGUGGUGGUUUAUGCGGAGACCUUGAUAUCCAAAUAGAACUUGAAGAUAGUGGUGUAUUUUCUGAUCUCAAUGUUGUUAGAGGAAUUGAAAUUGGCCAUGAGAUUGUUUCAGUGCGGCUGCUUGAGCCACAAUUUAAGCACUUGUCUGAUAAGAUCAUUCUUACUGUGGCAGAAGCCAUGUCACUUGACCCUCCUUCCCCUGUUUUUGUCCUCAUUGGUGCUGUUCUUAGUUAUACGCUAAAAGUUAUCCGUGGGAAUGCUCUUCAAGUGGUAACUUUGCCAUCUCCACAUCAUCGAUGGUCUGUUUCAAACUCUUCAGUUGCUAAAGUGGAUUCUGUAAUGGGUCUAACAAAUGCAUUGAGACUAGGAGUAACAAAUGUCAUAGUUGAAGAUACAAGGGUUGCAGGCCACAUGCAAGUGUCAUCACUUAAUAUUGUCUUACCAGAUUCUCUAUGGUUAUACAUUGUGCCUCUGUCUGUGUCUGGUGAUUUUCUGGAAAGAGUUAAACCAAUACCAACCACAGCAAGGUGGUAUCUAAUUUCUGGCCAUCAGUAUCUCAUUCAAAUAAAGGUUUUCUCACAGGGACCAGAUGCACAAGAAAUCUAUAUAACAGAGAGCGAUGAUGUCAAGUUGUAUGAUAACUUGACUGACCACUGGAAAAUUUUUCCUGUAUCAGAUGAUAUUCUUGUCAAACAUGGCUCGCAUAACUCCAGAAUCCUGAAAGCAACUUCACAGGGAUUGGGAAAAUUGACAGCAUCUUUGAGUUACUUUAGCGAGCAUCAUGAGGUGGAGGUUCUCAAGGUUUUCCAUGAAGUAAUGGUUUGUGAUCAAGUGAAGUUUAGUUUUGACAAAAGAAGUGGUAUAUCACAAAGCAUUCUGCUCCCCUGGGCUCCUGGUGUUUAUCAGGAGAUUGAGCUAAAGGCUUCAGGAGGUUGUGGUAAAACAUCAAGCGACUACAAAUGGUUUUCCUCAGACAUGGCUAUAGUUUCUGUAUCUGCUUCUGGGGUUGUACAGGCUAAGAGGCCUGGUAAAGCUACUAUUAAAGUGCUAUCCAUUUAUGAUUCAUUCAAUUAUGAUGAGGUGGUAAUUGAAGUGUCCCUCCCAUUUUCUAUGGUCAUGCUACAUUACUUCCCUGUUGAGACUGUUGUAGGAUCGCAUCUUCAAGCUGCUAUAACAAUGAAAGCAUCAAAUGGUGCUUAUUUUUACAGAUGCGAUGCAUUUAGUUCCUUUGUGAAGUGGAAAGUAGGAAGUGAGUCCUUCAUUGUUGUCAAUGCAACGGGGAAGAUGCCUGUUUUGGACAUGCUAGGAAAUGCUGAGUUUCAUGGGCCUCCAUGUUCAUGGACAUAUGUAUAUGCUUCUCGUUCUGAUCGAGCUAUGCUACAUGCAACAUUUUCAAAAGAAUAUGGCCACUUUGAUAGCUCUUUUGAUGGACCUAUUUUGUUAAAAGCAUCUUCACACAUUGCAGCAUAUCCACCACUUAUUGUCCAACAGGCAGGUGAUGGAAACCAAUUUGGUGGUUAUUGGUUUGAUAUGGAUCAAGCAGAAGCUGAUAAUAAGGUGGAAAAUUUGGAAAAACUAUACCUUGUCCCUGGAACGUAUCUAGAUGUAUUGCUUCUUGGUGGACCUCAACGGUGGGAUAAAGGUGUUGAGUUCAACGAAAAGGUGGACAUUGUGGAGGACGAACAAGCUCACAUUAAAGAUGGAUUUCAUGUUCAUCAGUUAUCUGGUGGCUAUAGGAGUUUGUACAGAGUUUUGUGUCAAACACCUGGAAAUUUUAAAAUUGUUUUCAAGCGCGGUAAUUUGGUUGCGGAUGAUCAUCCUGUGCCUGUAAUAGCAGAAGUUUCAUUGUCUCUUACAUGUGAUGUUCCUUCCUCAAUUGUACUAAUAGCUGAUGAACCAGUAAAUGAACAUGAGGCCAUACAUACUGCAAUUCAAGCUGACCGUGCUUCAGGACAAAUUCGUGUCACUCCUAUAACUGUGGCAAAUGGACGCACCAUUCGAAUAGCUGCAGUAGGCAUUAGCAACACUGGAGAAGCAUUUGCAAACUCAUCUUCUCUUUAUUUGAAGUGGGAGCUUACUGGUUGUGAUGGGUUAGCUUAUUGGGAUGAUGAGCAUGAUUUGGAGAGGCCCAAAUACAGUUGGGAGAGAUUUUUGGGCUUGCAAAAUGAAUCAGGACAGUGUAUUGUCCGUGCUACUGUUAGUGGUUUCAGAGAUGCAGUUGGUGAUCAUGAUUUUGGUCAAUUGCUUGAGCAUUCGGAAAAUGUUCUUACUGAUGCAAUACGUUUACAGCUUGUUUCUACUCUAAGGGUCAGCCCAGAGUUCAAUUUGUUAAUUUUCAAUCCCAAUGCUAAGGCAAAUCUAUCAAUUACUGGUGGCAGCUGUUUCUUGGAAGCUUUCGUGAAUGAUUCUCAAGUAGUAGAAGUCGUUCAACCCCCAACAGGUUUACAGUGCUUACAACUAAUUCUGUCUCCUAAAGGACAGGGGACUGCACUUGUAACAGUUUAUGAUGUUGGGCUUGCUCCUCCGCUUGGAGCUUCUUCCGUGGUCCAAGUUUUAGAUGUGGACUGGAUUAAAAUUACAUCACUGUCAGAAGUAAGUCUCAUGGAAGGAAGCCUGCACACUAUUGAUCUAAUGGCUGGGGUAAAUGAUGGAAGUGCUUUUGAUGCUUCUCAGUUUGCUUACAUGAAUAUUCAAGUACAUAUUGAGGAUCAUAUAGUUGAGUUUGUAGACAAUGAUGGUAUCUCAAGACCUGGUGGUGGAUAUGUUAGCAAGCCAAAAUUUAAGAUUAGGGCUACACAUCUUGGGAUCACAACUUUUUAUGUCAGCGCUUUACAGCAAUCUGGGCAUGAAAUUUUAAGUGAACCAAUAAAAGUUGAAGUGUAUGCACCACCAAGAAUUUUCCCUCAAGAUAUUUUCCUUGUGCCAGGUGCAUCUUAUGUGCUUACUGUGAAAGGAGGCCCAACAUUUGGUUCAUAUGUCGAAUAUGCUACUAUGGAUGAUGUGAUUGCCAGUGUACAUAAAUCUACAGGACGUCUGUCUGCAGUUUCACCUGGGAACACAACUAUUGGUGUCAGAAUCUUUGGGAAUGGAGAUACUAUUAUUUGUGAAGCAUAUGGCAGUGUUAAAGUAGGUGUUCCUUCUUCAGCGGUAUUAAAUGUACAAAGUGAACAGCUUGGUGUUGGCCGUGAGAUGCAAAUAUAUCCUUUAUUUUCUGAGGGCAAUAUGUUUUCAUUUUACGAGCUUUGCAGAAACUACCAGUGGACUGUGGAAGAUGGAAAGGUAUUGAGUUUCCAUGACUCACAGCGCAUAAGUGUUGAAAAAUAUGAAGCUCAGUUGAAUGCUUCAGGAAACAGUCAAUUCGCUGGUUAUUAUUCGAGUGAGAAAGAGCUUGGUUUUGUCAAUGUCUUGUAUGGAAGAUCUGCAGGGAGGACAAAUGUUGGAGUCUCCUUCUCAUGUGAAUUUAUAUCUUCUGGUUAUAAUUCAGAGACAAAGUCUUACACUGCAUCAAUAUCAAUAUCGGUGGUACCUGAACUCCCUCUUGCUCUUGGAGUUCCAAUAACCUGGAUUCUUCCUCCCCAUUAUACUACAACCAGUCUUUUGCCGUAUUCUUCUGAAUCUUAUGGUCAUUUGGAUAGUCAAAGUCGCAAAGGAACCAUAAUUUACUCUUUGCUGAGAAAUUGUUAUGAGAAGAAAGAAGUUAUGGAAAAGGAUGUUAUUUCCAUCGAUAAAGAUAGAAUAAAGACAACAGAUAGUAACAGCAUUGCUUGUAUUCAGGCUAAAGAUCGUACCACAGGUAGAACCGAGAUUGCUGCUUGUGUCAAAGUUGUAGAGGUGGCUCAAAUAAGAAUUACGAAUGAGGAAUUUCCAUUCCAUGUAAUCAAUCUUGCUGUUGGUGCUGAACUUUCACUUCCCAUAACCUAUUGUGAUGCUCUAGGAAACCCCUUUUAUGAAGCAUAUGACGCCGCUCCCAUUGAUGUUGUGACUAACUAUCCUGAUGUUGUGUCCGUAGACUACAAACAUGAUAGCGGUGGGAAUAUCCAUAUUAAGGCAUUGCGGCAUGGUAGAGCACUGGUGCAAAUAUCAAUUGAUGAUAUUCCACAGAAAUCGGACUAUAUGCUGAUUUCAAUUGGUCCCCACAUACAUCCUGGAAACCCAGUUCUUCACAAGGGAAGUCCUUUUAACUUCAGUGUAGAAGGUUUAAAUGAUCAUGUGUCUGGCCAUUGGGUCACCGCCAAUCCAAAUGUACUAUCCAUUGAUAUUCUGUCAGGAACAGCUGAGGCAAUUGGGGAAGGUACAACCCAAGUAUACUUUGAAGGUUCAUCUUUGAAGCUGCAGACAACAGUUACUGUGUUAGGUGGGGAUAUUGUUUAUGUGGAUUCUCCAAAAGAGAUGCUAACAAACGUGCCUUUCCCUAAGAAGGGAUAUAGCUUUUCCGUGAAGUUGAGUAAUACUUCUGGCAAUAAGUUUGGAGCUCUUGGAAAUGCUAAAGGAAUCACGUAUGACUGUAGAGUGGACCCUCCUUUUGUAGGGUAUGCAAAGCCAUGGUCAGAUCGUGACACUGGUAAUUCAUAUUGCCUCUUUUUCCCUUACACACCAGAGCAUUUGGUUCGCUCAAUACCCAAGUCAAAGGGCAUAAAACCAGAUAUAUCUGUUUCCAUCCAUGCUUCUUUGCGAGAUGCCAAUCAUGUUUCAGGAUCUGCAUCUGCUCUUUUUAUUGGAGGGUUUUCCAUAUUGGAGUUUGACAAGGAUUCAAUGCAAUUGAAUCUGACUCCAGAGUCUAAUAAGACUCUCAUAACUAUCUUGGGAAAUACAGAUGUUGAGAUUAAUUGGAAUGCCCAGGAUUUGUUGGUCAGCUCCAUCGGUAAAAAAGAUCUUGGGGUUGGUGGCCGUGCACAGUAUGAGGUCAAAGCGUUGGGAAUGAAAAAACUCAAAGAUAAAAUCGUCAUCACUCUUCCAGCCAGUGGGCAGAGAGCGGAAAUAGAUGUCAACUAUGAACCUGGACAAAGAGAAGCAUCAAAGAUUAUGAUAAAUACUACCACCUUCUGGGCAGCUCUACUUGGGUGUCUUGCUCUGUUAAUACUAACGUUGGUGGCUUUCAUCUGUUUAUUGGACAGACCUGACAGAUCUCAGCCCUCCUUCAUUUCCCCUGCUACUCCAAGUAUUGCAGCACCAGUCACGCCUGAUCGUGGCAGUCCUACUGUUUCGUUCGAUCAGUCUCCUAGAACACCUCAGCCAUUCAUGGAUUAUGUAAGGAGAACGAUAGAUGAAACUCCAUACUACAAGAGAGAUGCUCGGAGGAGGAAAAUAUUCAUAGGGGGUUUAGCAAGAGAGACGACUUCUGCACAAUUCAUUAAGCAUUUUGGUAAAUACGGUGAGAUUAUCGAUUCGGUGAUAAUGAAGGAUAGAAAAACAGGGCAGCCCCGUGGAUUUGGGUUUGUGACUUAUUCAGACCCCUCUGUGGUUGAUAAAGUUAUUCUGGAUACACAUAUUAUCAAUGGCAAACAAGUGGAAAUCAAGCGGACAAUACCAAAGGGUGCUGGUGGUGGUGGUGGGUCUAAGGACUUCAAGACUAAGAAGAUUUUUGUGGGUGGAAUUCCUACAACAGUGAAUGAUGAUGAGUUUCGGGAAUUCUUUUCACAGUUUGGAGAGGUAAAGGAGCAUCAGAUCAUGCGGGACCAUUCAACCAGUCGUUCUCGUGGCUUUGGAUUUGUCACCUUCGAUACAGAGCAAGAAGUUGAUGAACUCUUGUCGAAGGGGAAUAAAAUUGAGUUGGCUGGAGCUCAGGUGGAAAUCAAGAAGGCUGAACCAAAGAAGUCAAACCAACCUGCGCCCUCAUCAAAGCGUUACAAUGAUUCUAGACCUGCAUUUGCUGGUGGUUUUGGGGAUACUUAUGGUGGAUUUGGUGGUGGUGGUUUUGGUGGUGGUGGUGGUGGUGGUGGUGGUUAUAGGUCUGCUGGUGCCUAUAGUGGUAGAGCUGGUGCUUAUGGUGGAUAUAGUGGAAGUGAAUUUGGUGGCUAUGGAGUAUAUGGUGGUGGUGGUGGCGGCUUUAGCACCUAUAGGGGAGAGCCUUCUGUAGGAUACUCAGGACGUUAUGGAGGAGGAGCCUUUAGUAGAGGUUACGAUUUAGGAGGUGGUUACGGUGGACCUAGUGAGAAUUAUGGGGGAUAUGGUGGUGGUGCUGGUAGUGUAUCCGGUGGUUAUGGAAGCAGCUACGAUGCAGGCCUUGGAGGUGGUUAUGGAGGUGGAGGUGGCUAUGGAGGUGGAGGUGGCUAUGGAGGUGGUGGUGGUGCAGGCUCCUUUUAUGGAAGUAGAGGAGGAUAUGGUGGUGGAGGCAGUGGUCGAUAUCAUCCCUAUGGAAGAUGACACUCUUUUUGGGAUGAAAAAAUUGUAGCUACUACAUGAGGUUGUUUCAAUCUGUAGCAUUGAGCUUUUUAUUUUACUAAAAGUCUUUAACGAAGUUAUUGUUUACAAUGUAUUUGGUGUUCUCUUCAAUUGAAGGUUUACUAGUCCACUUACCGUAACCAUAAGAAGACUACAGGAUCCAAGAUCUGGUUUUUGUUUGCCUGACACUUGAUUUUGUAGUUCAUGCGCUACUUAAUGCACAUGUUUGUAUUCUCUCGUUC